Messenger RNA from Marchantia polymorpha subsp. ruderalis, 3101 nucleotides. The record is from the annotation of a GenBank genome assembly. NCBI's taxonomy places the organism in Eukaryota, Viridiplantae, Streptophyta, Marchantiopsida, Marchantiales, Marchantiaceae.
CUCCUUCACCAGCUUCUCGUUCUUCGGCCCGAAAGGCGGAAGAAAGAGGAGCGAAGGGCGAAGGGCAGGGCAGGGAAGCGCAGCAGGAGGGCGGAGUCGCUCCGGGCUCUUCCUUCGUGUUCGUCUGGAAUUUUGACCAUUAGUUUAUGUCCAGGCUCGGAGGUUUAAGAUCCUCGGGUGCUGCAUUUCUCCAGCAUAGGACCCUUCGCCCUAUCGACAGCAGUGCAGUCUUUUGAUUUCGUCUCCGGUCACGGAGGGAGUGAGUUGUUGUGUGAGCAGAGGAGAGACAGAGACAGAGAUAGAGAGAGAGAGAGUGCAGAGCAGAGCAGAGGUUUCCUUGGCGUGCAAUCCAGUGUUUGUCAUUUUGGGCGACAUCGUAUCGAGUUUGCUGGCGUCUGGGUGCGCCUGUAGUUUACUCUCCCCACCGAUCGGUCGUGCCGGAUCGAUCUGAUCGUUAUAAUGGCUUCCCUGAGCUCGGCCAUUGCCUCCACUCUCAGUCGUGUUCCAAAUUUCACGGAGGCCGAGAGGUGUGGGCUUCAGCAGCACAGAUGCGCGCGCGAGCAGCCCUUGUCACAGAUCACGAAUGUGACCCAGAUCAAUUGCGCGGUCGCGGUUUCGUGCGACGGCCGUUCUAGGACCGCGAGAUUGCAGCGUCAGGUUCUUCUGGGCCCUGGUCGUGGCGGAUUCUGGGGGAGCUCUUUGGGGUUUCAGACCAGGAGAAUGGCAUUGACGAGACGGACUGUGCACCGAGCGUGCAGCCGGGCACAGGCUACAGACGAGGCAGUUCUGGAAGAUGUACCACAUGUCACCGAUUGGCUCCCUGAUUUGCCCAGCUUUCCCAAUCCUUUACAAGACAAUCCCGCCUACACGGCAGUCAAGCAAUAUUUCGUAGAGGAAGAUGACGUUGUUGCCAAGAAUGUGGUUGUAAAACUCAGAACACCAGGCGAAGGAACUCACUUUCGCAGGGCGGGUCCCCGCCAAAAGGUCUACUUCAAACCGGAUGAGGUGCGGGCAUGCAUCGUGACAUGUGGAGGACUUUGUCCUGGAUUAAACACUGUCAUCCGUGAAAUUGUUUGUGGUUUGUGGACCCAGUAUGGAGUUCGAGACAUUCUUGGGAUAGAUGGUGGUUACGCCGGGUUCUAUUCAAAUAAUACCAUCCAGCUGACUCCAAAAUUAGUGAAUGACAUUCACAAGAGAGGUGGGACAAUACUUGGUACAUCCCGAGGAGGACAUGACAAAACCAAAAUUGUUGCAGCAAUUCAGGAUCGCGGCAUCAAUCAGGUUUACAUCAUCGGAGGUGAUGGCACUCAGAGAGGUGCUGCUGUUAUUUAUGAGGAACUCAAAAGGCGGGGAGUGAAAGUGGUUGUCGCUGGAAUUCCAAAGACGAUUGACAAUGACAUUGCUAUUAUCGACAAAUCCUUCGGUUUUGAUACUGCUGUUGAAGAGGCUCAGAGGGCAAUCAAUGCCGCUCAUGUGGAAGCUGAGAGCGUGAAAAAUGGCGUGGGUCUUGUCAAGCUAAUGGGUCGUUAUAGUGGCUAUAUUGCUAUGUACGCAACUCUUGCCAGCCGUGAUGUGGAUUGCUGCUUGAUACCUGAAGUGCCCUUUUAUCUGGAAGGGGCAGGAGGACUUUACGAGUUCGUACGCAAGCGUUUAAGAGAGAACGGUCACAUGGUCAUCGUCGUCGCCGAAGGUGCCGGUCAGGAGCUGAUUGCUGAGAGCACGCUAACGACCAAGAGUGAUGCUUCUGGAAAUCGCCUACUCCUAGACGUUGGUCUCUGGUUGUGUCAGAGUUUGAAGGAAAAUUUUGCUGAAGCAAAUGAGCCUCUUACUUUAAAAUACAUCGAUCCUACUUACAUGAUUCGAGCCAUUCCCAGCAAUGCCUCCGACAAUGUCUACUGUACUCUCCUGGCACAUAGUGCCAUUCAUGGGGCCAUGGCAGGAUUCACUGGCUUCACUGUAGGUCCUGUCAAUGGUCGACACGCGUACAUUCCUAUUCUGGCCGCAACGGAAACACAAAAUCGAGUUAACGUUAAUGACCGGAUGUGGGCGCGGCUUCUGUCCUCUACAAAUCAGCCCGAUUUUCUUAGUUAUGAACGUGUCAUCGAAGGGAAGAAGGCUGCGAAGGCUGCUGCAAGUGUCCACAAAUUUGCUAAAGUAGCGUCUAAUGGAAUGCUACCCAUUCAGGAGAAGAAAACCAACGGCGGCGUUCGUGAUGAAGUUUCCGUGCAAAGUGGUGAUGAAAAGUCUAAGGACGCAAAAGAAACUAAGUAAGUUUCCUGAGGGCAAGCCCACGCAAGUCUGACAUCUUAGACCAUGGAAGCAUUUAAGGUGUUGGAGCUGGGUGGGACGAAAAUGAAGGUUUUAAGAGCACACCGCUACUCAAGGCGUCUAGCCUGUACAUUACAGGUUCUUUAAGCGAAGGGGUAGCUGGCACAUCCCGGGAAAGAUUGCUGUACACCAGAGAGACCAUCAGUCGGGGUUUUAUUUUGUGGUUAACGCCAAGCAGUCCCUGCAUUGGAGGGUCUUGAACGGGGAAAGGUGUGUGCCCACAUUAGCCCUCACGAUUUGCCGAUACUGAUCCGAGCAAACUAUGUGUGGGACAGGUCUCUUGCUUUAAUAGCCUCGAAUUUCUGUCAAGCUUUGGGCUUGAAACUUAGAAGAUUAUUUAUUCUGGAAAGUUGAAAUCUGUUGUAGCUGGCAGGAUUUUCCACUAGUACAGCCGAUCACACUUAGGUACCACGAUGGAAUAGAAGGAUUGAGGUUUAUGUAACCUAUUUUUGUUCUCCAAGCAAAGUCCUCUUAGAUCCACAUAUUCUCUUAGAGCCAUGUAUGCAAGUGGAGGUGAGCGUCGUCUGUCCUUCGGCCAUUACCAAUGUAUUUUAGUAGAGGGAGUUUUUCUCUUCUAUAAACACUUUUUGGCUUUCAGUAGCCAGAUGGAGUCGACAUCUGAAGUGAGCUUGGACUGCACUUGCAGCAACUUACGAAAAAAAAUCUUCUUCAGCCAAGUUGCUUUGAGUCUAGUUCAAAUUUCAAGGCCUACAGGUUACGGCCAGCUUUGUGUUGCCAGUGAGCAUAGAGAUAAAUAAAUACAGAAGUUUUGU